ACUUUCCUGUCCCCAACUGGAAAUAAGGAGUGCACCCUACACAGCUGGAAGAGGGCCGCCCUGGACUCAGGGUUGCAUCUCCUACUCCCAGCUUCUGUUAGAGCCAUAGGGUUAAUUACCCAAAACUAGCCUCUGAGAAUUGUUGCUGAAGUUAAGGGAAGUGAAAGUAACUGACUCAGCCCAGCUUAAAGGAAAAGAUCCCUUGCCUGGAGUUCACUGCACUGCAGUAAACUUAAACAUGUCUCUUUAGAACCCAUAGAGAGGACAGUGCACAGAGAGUUUGCAAAUCACAGGGCCCAUUCGUGGUUUCUGGGCACUUGUGCUGUAGCACAGAGUUCUGGCAAUAAACCCUCUAACCAACUGGCCUGCUGAUGUGUGGCCAAAGUACUGUGUGGAAAGAGUGUCAGGAUCCAGGAGCGUGCUGUGUGUGUGCAUAGGAAUGGCUGGCCGGAGUCAGGAGCAGAGUCUGAGGGAAGAGCUGACCUGUGCCAUCUGCUAUGAGCUUUUCAGUGACCCUGUCAUGCUGGAAUGCAUGCACCAUUUCUGCAGGGCAUGCAUCCAAGGCUACUGGGGCAGAUGCCCCCGUGUGGCUUCCUGCCCCCAGUGCCGAAGGGAGUUCUCCAGCCGCACCUUUCGCCCCCACUAUCUGGUAUCUGGGGUGGUGGAGAAGGUGCGGAAGUGCAGCUCAGAGGACCACAAAAGAAAAAUGCAGAAACAUCUUGAAAAUGCGCUGCGAGCUCACCAGAGAGAGAUGGAGAACUUUGUGCAAAUGAAGCACACAGCAGAGGAGGAUAUUUGCAGUCUGACGAAAGUCUCUGGGGAGCUGAACUCUAAGAUUCGGGCAGAAUUUGAGCGACUUCAUCAAAUCCUGGAGGAAAAGGAGAGAGUUGUGUUAAUGGAGCUGGCCAAAGAGGAGGAGCAGUUAUUGUUGAAGCUGCGUGGGGACAUCAUGCAGCUGGAGGAGGGGAUCUCAGAGCUGGGAAAGAACAUGGAGCACAUACAGGAAAUCCUGACCAAGACAGGAGACUCAUUACUGCUGGAGGUGGAGAGCGUGGCUAUCAGGCCCCCGGUGCAUGUGGAGGCACAGCCCGCCCUGGACAUAGAGUGCCACAGAGACCGGUACAGCGGCCCCCUGCAAUACAUCUUCUGGAGACAAAUGCUCCAGUCAAUCCACCCUGCUCCUGCCCCGCUGACAUUUGACCCCGAAUCAGCCCACCCUAACCUCAUCCUCUCCAAAGACCUGACGGCAGUGACUGAGAGCGACAGGCGCCAGCCUGUCUGCAGCAGCCCCAAGCGUUUCCAGCAGUGUGUGAACGUCCUGGGCUCCGAGACCUUUGACAGCGGGAGCCACUACUGGGAGGUCUGGGUGGGCAGCAAGACCAAGUGGGACCUGGGGGUGGCAGCGGAGUCCGUGGACCGGGCAGCCAAGGUCAAGCUGUGCCCUGAGAAUGGUUACUGGGCCCUUCGUCUGAGGAACGGGACGGAGUAUUGGGCCACUGCCACCCCGUGGGUGCGCCUUGCCCCGAGGAGCUGUCUCCGGAAGGUGGGGGUCCUUCUGAGCUGCAAAGAGGGGACGGUGGCGUUCUACAACGCCGAAGACAUGACCCACCUCUUCACCUUCCACCAGGCCGCCGCGCGCAGGUUCUGCCCCUUCUUCAGCACUUGCUUCAGCGACGGCAAGCUAAACGUGGAGCCCAUGAGAAUCUGCCACCUGACUCUGUAAGGGGCGGGGGGGCAGGCAGCCUCCCAGGAAGCCACGCAGAUACCAAAGAGACAACACAGGGCUCUGGGAGCCAAUGUUGCUUUCUGGCUUGGCUGUAGCUGCUGCUGCUUGGACUGUCCCUGGAAUAGGAAUCGCCUGCUAGAACCGCUCAAUUGGCUCCCCCCUGCACUAGUGCCUGGCCAUUUACUGUUUGAGCGAAUGUAGCAAAGGUGUGUGGACUCUGGUCAGUCUAACCUGUCAAUCCCAAGCCUCUAGGGCAGAGUCAAGGAGAGUCUCUCCAUUUGUGGCUUUACCCUGUGGGGAGAGAAGAAGUGACUGAAUCUUA
Messenger RNA from Mauremys mutica (yellowpond turtle), 2048 nucleotides. RefSeq names its product zinc-binding protein A33-like. Gene Ontology annotation, molecular function: protein binding. The record is from RefSeq and is a predicted model, not a curated record. NCBI's taxonomy places the organism in Eukaryota, Metazoa, Chordata, Testudines, Geoemydidae. The transcript is spliced from 7 exons. Bases 440 to 1723 code for a protein of 427 amino acids.